AUGCCCCAGCAAAUCAAGGAUAUCAAGCAGUUCCUCGAGGUUGCCCGCAGAAGAGACGCUGUGUCCGCUCGCAUCAAGAAGAACUCUGACUCUGUCAAGUUCAAGGUCAGAUGCUCUCGCUACUUGUACACCUUGGUUGUCAAGGAUAAGUCCAAGGCCAACAAGCUUAGACAAUCUCUCCCUCCUUCCCUUGCCAUUGAAGAGCUUAAAUAA
Molecule: messenger RNA, 213 nt
Organism: Lichtheimia ornata
Lineage: Eukaryota; Fungi; Mucoromycota; Mucoromycetes; Mucorales; Lichtheimiaceae
Product: 60S ribosomal protein L38
Exons: 4
Coding region: 1-213 (70 amino acids)
Biological process (GO): translation; protein-RNA complex assembly
Cellular component (GO): ribosome; cytosolic large ribosomal subunit
Molecular function (GO): structural constituent of ribosome
Source: RefSeq, a predicted model, not a curated record